GGCUGUUUGGGGCUGUUUGGGCGCAUCAGGAAUGGGGAAUGGGGAAUCGACCAAGUGAGGGGUCGUGAUGAUGCGCAGCGCAGCUAACAUGAUCGGAUGCAGGUUGGGGACCCGAGCAAACGACCCAAUUCGAGGCUGGAUGAUGAUGGCAGUAUUUCAGCUUGGAUGACAUAUUUGUCCUGUCACUUACAAUGACUUCGAGUCUAUCCUUCAUCGCCCAGCGAUUAUGGAAUGCCUUGGAAAGAAGGUAGAGGUAAAAUCUCUGCGCUCCUAACCUAGACGCGAUGAGGGGAGAACGCGAAAAAUACGCGCAUGGACGCGUUGCAUGUGGCCGUCGAAAAAUGGCAUGUCACACAAGUUUUGCAGGUACAACCCAAACCACCAUCUCUCAAUUGACCGACCAGCCUCCCACCCAGCAUCUUUGAAGGCCAAGUUCACAUGUCCAUUUUGGGAUUGCCUUGACCCUUUCCGAUUUUUGCGCGGUUAAUGUGGAUGUAGCAAACCUGGGCGCUCAAACCAUGCGGCGAGUCAUUUGUGUGGCUGUAGUCGUGGUGGUGGUGGUUGUGAUACCAGAGUGUGAGAGUGAUUGUGCGCGCAAUCAAGCUGCGUCACUUCUCAGCUGGACGGUUGGAUGGGUGGAAGGCGUGGGCGAGUGCUACCUAGGUAGGAGGGGCAGACAACCCAAAAGUACCCACCGUGGCUACCUAGCUCCAGCCCAAACCCUCCAAGAGCAACAAAUCAGAGGCCAAAGAGACAAAUGUGACGGCACAGAAAAACGACAACGAGCCACAGACACACACGCCCAAUGCCAUCGUCAUCCGUGCUGUUGUUGUUGGUAUGCUUGCUCGGAGGCUUGCGAACCAACCAAGCCCAGUUGACCCGUCCUGGCACCGCCAGCAAAUGUACUAGGCAUCGGUACCAACGCGAUGCCUAGAACGCCGGGCAAGACGAGACGACGCCCAGUCCCAAACAAGAGACAUGCGGUGAAGCCGCUGGAUCACGGCCUUUCCGCUUCCUCCUCCUCGUUUCCUCCCUGCCGGCGAACUUGAUGGCCGUGCUCGGUACUACCGUGCGACAAUGUGACGCCGAACCGACGACGAGUCGUGCCCUACCCGUGGCUUGCAACACGGCUUGCACCUCUUGGAUCGUACAUACUUCGCACGUACAUAGUGGUCGGCCACAGGCACCAUGGAUCAUGGGCCCCUCAACCAUAGGAGCUCGCAGCAAGGACCAGGGGACCACGGCUUUACAGACAGACAGACGCCGCCUGCCGAUCCCAGCUGAAUCCAGCUAGACCCCGUCCGCAUUCCCGUCCGCCGUCUGGCGAGCGACUUCAUGGUGGAUUGGGCUGGUAUAGGGUGUUCUCAGCUGGUCGAAGUGACAUGUCCUGAUCAUGUUCAUCCCCCCGGUCGGCUCCUCGUACAAAUGCAACGGUCCGCAUGGGGGUGCACA
Molecule: messenger RNA, 1452 nt
Organism: Ilyonectria robusta
Lineage: Eukaryota; Fungi; Ascomycota; Sordariomycetes; Hypocreales; Nectriaceae
Exons: 1
Coding region: 519-878 (119 amino acids)
Source: RefSeq, a predicted model, not a curated record